Nicotiana tabacum (common tobacco) is the source of this 1730-nucleotide messenger RNA. NCBI's taxonomy places the organism in Eukaryota, Viridiplantae, Streptophyta, Magnoliopsida, Solanales, Solanaceae. The record is from RefSeq and is a predicted model, not a curated record.
UGCCCAAACUUUCUUCACCAACUAACUGUUGAAUUUUUUUUCUCAGCAAAUUUAAAAAAAGAGUUUCUAAAUCAGUUUUCUGUUUGUGUUCAGAGUUAGUCAAAGACCAUGGCUACCUCUGUCUCAACCAUUGGAGCUGUUAACAAAGCACCGUUGAGUUUGAACAACUCAGUUGCUGGAACUUCAGUUCCAAGCACAGCCUUCUUUGGCAAAACUUUGAAGAAAGUGUAUGGAAAAGGUGUUUCAAGCCCCAAGGUUACAAACAAGAGCUUGAGGAUUGUAGCUGAACAAAUAGAUGUUGAUCCGAAGAAACAGACCGACAGUGACAGAUGGAAGGGUCUUGUCCAAGACUUCUCCGAUGAUCAACAGGACAUCACCCGGGGUAAGGGUAUGGUUGACAGUCUUUUCCAGGCUCCAACGGGUACUGGUACUCACCACGCUGUGUUGCAAUCCUACGAAUACGUCAGCCAAGGUCUUCGCCAGUACAACUUGGACAACAAGUUGGACGGAUUCUACAUCGCUCCUGCUUUCAUGGACAAGCUUGUUGUUCACAUCACCAAGAACUUCUUGAAAUUGCCCAACAUCAAGGUUCCACUUAUCUUGGGUAUCUGGGGAGGCAAAGGUCAAGGCAAAUCAUUCCAGUGUGAACUUGUCUUCAGAAAGAUGGGAAUCAACCCCAUUAUGAUGAGUGCUGGAGAAUUGGAAAGUGGAAAUGCAGGAGAGCCAGCCAAGUUGAUUAGGCAAAGGUACAGAGAAGCAGCAGAAAUCAUCAGAAAGGGAAAUAUGUGUUGCCUCUUCAUCAACGAUCUCGAUGCAGGAGCUGGUAGAAUGGGUGGAACUACCCAAUACACUGUCAACAACCAAAUGGUGAAUGCCACUCUCAUGAACAUUGCUGACAACCCGACAAAUGUCCAGCUCCCCGGUAUGUACAACAAGCAAGAGAAUGCCAGGGUCCCUAUUAUCGUCACUGGUAACGAUUUCUCCACAUUGUAUGCUCCACUUAUCCGUGAUGGUCGUAUGGAGAAGUUCUACUGGGCACCAACUAGGGAAGACAGAAUUGGUGUUUGCACAGGUAUUUUCAGGACCGACAAUGUUCCUGCUGAAGACGUUGUCAAGAUUGUUGAUAACUUCCCUGGACAAUCUAUCGACUUUUUCGGUGCACUGAGGGCGAGAGUAUACGAUGAUGAAGUAAGGAAGUGGGUAUCAGGCACUGGAAUUGAAAAGAUUGGAGACAAACUUUUGAACUCUUUUGACGGACCACCAACUUUUGAGCAACCAAAGAUGACCAUUGAGAAGCUCCUCGAGUACGGUAAUAUGCUUGUACAAGAGCAAGAAAAUGUGAAGAGAGUUCAGUUGGCUGACAAAUACCUCAAAGAGGCUGCACUUGGUGAUGCCAAUGCUGAUGCCAUUAACAAUGGAUCCUUCUUUGCUAGUUAGUAUCUUCGUCGACUUAAAGCCUAAAACAAGAGGAAAAGAAGCACAACAUGUUGAUCUUCCUGUUGCUGAAGGCUCUACUGAUUCAAUUGCAACAAAACUUGAUUCAACUUCUAUGGCUGAAGAUGGAAGUUAUCUUUUCAAAUUUUAAGGGCACUUUUGUGGGAGUAGCUAUUUGAUAUGACCAGAAUUGUGUAUUUAUGAAAUCAGUUCUGUUUUGUUAAUACAAGAUUUGGUUGAGCUUUUGUAUCAGUUUUGUAAUGCUAUGUAAUCAAUUUCUUGAUUUUGAAUUUCAA